AUGCUCACCAAACCACCCAUCCGCGUCGGCAACGUCUCGGGCGCGACGGGCGACCACCCGCACGCGAUGAAGCGCAUGGUCACGUCGGGGGACGUGCACGUCGUCACGGGCGACUGGCUGUCGGAGAUGAACAUGGCGUGGAACGCCAUGGCCAAGCGCGACGUCGACCCGGACCUGGGCUACGAGCACGGCUUCUACACCCAGCUGGAGGAGUGUCUCGACGACAUCAUGGCGCGUGACAUCAAAGUUGCCACAAACGCCGGCGCCCUCAACACGCUCAGCUUGUUCCGCAAGGUCCAGGACCUCUGUGUCGCCCGCGGGUACAGGGACACCGUGGUCGCCGCGGUGUUGGGCGAUGAUGUCUCGGACCUGGUCGCGGACCCGAGUACCAGACAUGCACUGAACUUCCCGCACCUUGACCACCCCAACCGUCGGCUGGGCGACUGGGAUCUAGACCCCAUCUGCGCCAACGCGUACAUCGGCUGCCGGGGCAUCGUGCAGGCGCUGGAGGCCGGCGCCAGCAUCGUCAUCUGCGGACGGUGCACGGACGCGUCGCCCGUCAUGGGCGCCGCGGCGUGGUACUUCGGGUGGCGCGAGGAUCAGUACUCGGAAAUGGCCGGCGCGCUGCUCGCGGCGCACCUGAUCGAGUGCGGCCCGUACGUCGUCGGCGCCAAUUUCUCGGGCUUCAAGGACUUCCUGCCCGAACUGGUCGAUUUGGCGUUUCCUAUCGCUGAGAUCGACGCCGCCGGUGGCUGUGUCAUCACCAAGUCGGCCGAAGGGGGAGGACACGUCACCCCCGAGACCGUCAAGGCGCAGCUGCUCUACGAGUUGCAGGGUCAUCUGUACCUCAACCCGGACGUCGUGGCGGAUCUGUCGCGGGUCCAGGUCGAGGCCCAGCCGGGCUACGACGACCGGGUCAUGGUGCACGGCGUCACAGGCCUUCCGCCGCCAGCUACGACGAAAGUCAUGGUCGCCGCGCCCGGAGGAUACCAGGCCGAGGCGACUUUCUAUAUCAACGGACUGGACGUGGACGCCAAAGUAGCCAUGAUGCGGCAACAGUUGGAUAACAUCUUGCAGGGGCACAAGUUCAGUCGAUUCAGUGUCGAGCAGUACGGACUCCAAGCCGACAAUCCCCGCUCACAGCAAGCAGGCACCGUGCAACUGCGCGUGUUUGCUCAGGCCCGAAGCCGGGUCGACAUCGAGGCCCCGAAGUUCAAGGUCCCCAUCUAUGCCCUCCGCAUGCAGAGCUACCCGGGCUACCACAUGAACCUGGACUUCCGCACCAUGGAUCCCAAGCCGUUCAUGGAGAUAUUUCCCGCCCUCAUGCCGCUGUCCAUGAUCGACCACCGAGUCGUCCUCAGCACGGGCCAGAACAUCAAGGUUGACCCGUCACCGAAAACGGCCGAGUACCCGGUCGAGCGCCCUUCUUCUGACACGGAGAAUCCGAUAGAUUUACAAUCCCUUGGCCCGACUGAAAUGGUGCCUCUGGGGAGCAUUGUCCAUGCGCGGUCCGGUGACAAGGCCGACAACUCCAACAUUGGCUUUUUUGUCCGCCACGACGACGAAUACCCCUGGCUGCGGACCUACUUGACCGUCUCACGCUUGAAGGAGUUGUUCGGCGACGACUGGCAAAAAGGAGAUCCGAAUCGGAGGGUGGAGCGAGUUGAAUUUCCCGGGAUCAACGCCGUACAUUUCCGAGUUCUCGACAACCUCAACGGCGGCAUUGCGUCUUCGGACCGUAUCGAUGGACUCGGAAAGGGCGUUGCAGAGUACCUGAGAAGCCGGUACGCCGAGAUCCCGGCUCGCUUCCUCCAGCGAGGCUGGAUAUGA
This is a messenger RNA of Fonsecaea erecta, 1830 nucleotides long. RefSeq lists its product as hypothetical. The record is from RefSeq and is a predicted model, not a curated record. Bases 1 to 1830 code for a protein of 609 amino acids. The transcript is spliced from 2 exons. Lineage: Eukaryota; Fungi; Ascomycota; Eurotiomycetes; Chaetothyriales; Herpotrichiellaceae.